UAGGAUUGAUUGAUGAAACUACUGUGUUUGUGUAAUUGAGAUCCAAUAAAACAAUUCCAUUAAUUCUCAUUCUCAUUAUUAUUAUUAUUAUUAUUUCGUCUCUUCGCCGGCGGCGGAAUAUUCCGGCAAAGAUUCGGAUUCCGAUGGGACGGAGUCCGUGCUGCGACAAGACAGCUGGACUGAGGAAAGGGAAAUGGACAGCCGAGGAAGAUGAAAAGCUCAUUAAUUACAUCAACAUCCAUGGCGACCAAGGCUCAUGGAGAUCCCUCCCUAAAAAUGCUGGUCUGCUCCGAUGUGGUAAGAGUUGCCGAUUAAGGUGGAUGAACUAUUUGAGAUCAGAUGUUAAGAGAGGAAACUUUACUCACUACGAAGAAGAGACAAUCGUCAAACUCCAUAAUUCGCUCGGCAACAGGUGGUCCGUGAUCGCCAGUCAUCUUCCCGGUCGCACGGACAAUGAGAUUAAGAAUUACUGGAACUCUCAUCUCAGCCGUACGAUCUACAGGUUCAGAUCCCUAGGUCGGGGAUCAAACGCUCCUCCUGCUGCCACGCGUCCCAUUAAGACGACGCCCACCUUCAACAACACUUCCCGGACGGGCCCUGACGCGACACCCGGCCCGGCCCAGACCGGACCGGCCCGUUUUCAAAAGCCCGAUUCCACGCCGCUGCAAUCCUCGCCGGCCUGCAGCGUGUCGGAAUCGAAGGAGACAAACAGCGGCGGCGGAAAUGUUGCCGGAAUCUCGAGCGACGAUGAUGACGUGGAAUGGUGGCAGCUGGCAUGCCCGUCGCCGCCCGACGAUGGCCUCCGGUUUUACGACGAGUUUCUCUGGUGGGACGGCGCCGCCGCCGCCGCAUUUGACGGCGACUUUGCGACGGCGGAGGACGACGAUGUCGGCGGAUUGCUGAUCUGGCAAUCGGACGUGGCCGGCAUGUUUAAUUAUAAUUAAAUAAUUAAUUUUAUUUAAGUGGUUGUAAGUAAGUGACAAGCGAGUGAUAUGAAUAAUGGAGUACCUCAACCUUUUUUUUUUUUAUAGAAGUAUA
Messenger RNA from Andrographis paniculata, 1038 nucleotides. Its product is annotated as myb-related protein 308-like. Bases 144 to 944 code for a protein of 266 amino acids. The record is from RefSeq and is a predicted model, not a curated record. NCBI's taxonomy places the organism in Eukaryota, Viridiplantae, Streptophyta, Magnoliopsida, Lamiales, Acanthaceae. The transcript is spliced from 3 exons.